UAACUGCGUAUCAAACCUCCCCGGCAUAACGCAGCAAAACGAAAACAAGAUACUCAUAAAUAUUAACGAGGCUUCACACGACGUGUUGAUGAUCGAUAUAACUGAUUUCAAAUUGAUGAUUCGAUCACAUCAAUCGUCACAAGUUCUACUUGAAUGAAGUACCGAGCAGCUGUUCAGAUUUUUCUUCUCCUUCCUCUUAAACUCAGAAUGCCGGAUUACUUUAUCACGGUAGCUGUAUGUUACUCUUUCGUUAUUCAACUUUCCGGUGUGUACGCAGUUGGAAGAUGUUCUAGCAUAUCUCAAGAUGUCUGUCCCUAUGGAAUUUCUGACGUUGGAUUCGUUCCAAAAUACCUGACAUGGGAUCAUGACGUCAGAGCACCACCGGAAGCACGUGACAAAAUGAUGUUCUACUGUGCGAAACCAGCUUGCUACUCAUCCCCUUGUUUAAAUGGAGGGUCGUGCACGGAAGAACACUAUGGAUACAUUUGUUCUUGUCAAGGAGGAUAUGCGGGAGAACGCUGUCAGCGCCAGGUCUGCCCCGAUGGAUGGCGGUACGGAGGAACAAAGUGUUUUCUGAUCUUGGACAAGAUUCUGCACAGGUAUUCCUCUUUGAAUUACUGUCAUGAUCUCGCUGGGGUAACCCUGGCGAACGGCGACGUUGUUGAAGCUUCUCUUCUCGUCGUGGAGAACCGUGAAGAGUAUGAAUUUCUCAAGCAUUACAUAGGACCUACAGGCAAGACCUGGCUGAACUGUGACCCAUAUGGAACCACGUGUGUUUGCUUCACUGAACGGGAAAUGGUCCCUGAAUUCGAAUAUUGGUGUAGUGAUUCAGAGUUUUACUUCAACUCCUCCUCAUCUAACACUGAAUACGACUGUGUGUACGCAAGGAUGUACGAUGGCGCGUGGUUGUUGCAGCCAUGUAUGACGUCAUCUUUGGGUUCCAACGCUCCUACCGUGUGCCAAGUCCGCAUUGCCUAGCCAACGUAUCAUUUACUGCACUGAGGAAAUUAGUUAGAAGUUUGCCAAGAAGUUCAAAAUUAGUUAGAGGCGUUUACAUGUUCCCGGACAAGGGUGAAAUCGGUUACACUUCGUAAUUCCGAAGGUUCGCA
This is a messenger RNA of Lytechinus variegatus (green sea urchin), 1109 nucleotides long. RefSeq lists its product as uncharacterized. The record is from RefSeq and is a predicted model, not a curated record. The transcript has 5 exons. NCBI's taxonomy places the organism in Eukaryota, Metazoa, Echinodermata, Echinoidea, Temnopleuroida, Toxopneustidae. Bases 154 to 978 code for a protein of 274 amino acids.